AGAGCUCCGAAAGGGUGAAAUUUUUUCCAAUUCUCGUUGGAUCGUCAAGCUGUCAAGAUGGGAAUCAAGCGAAUCCGGUUGAAGAUCCUCCUGUUUCUGGUUCCGUUUGUCGUGGCCAUCGUUUCGGGUACCACUCAUCACAGCCCCCGCCAUGCUCGGCCAAUACCGGAGGUCAUCAUCAGUAAGGCCGCAGAUUUGGAGAGCCGGGACGAGAUUGGAAGCGAGUGCAGUAAAUCCUAUUGCCCGGAAAACAAUUCACGUAUGAAACGGCAGGACACUGAUGACGCAAAACCCGCUCCUGCCGAUGAUACCGCAGGCGCCGCAAACGGAACAUCCGGUAGUGCCGCUGCCGUUGCAGCCGCCACAUCUGAUAAAGAUGCAGGCAAUGCUCCGCUACCGCCCCCGGUCCAAGUUUUUCCCAAUAUGCCCAAGGACUUCCCGUUUCCAUCCCUCGACGUGGUCCAGCAUCCACCCGUUCCGACAAGGCCGCGAAGACCGAUUCGAGUCCAAAGCCCCUAUCCCGCAGGAAACAUUCCAUCCGCAUCAGCAGAUUCGUCCUCCACGUUGGAGUUCUCGAAUCAGGACCCAAUCUCGCCGAAGGACCUAACUCCCGUUGAACCGCCCGUAGAGGAAAGCGUGACCGCCUCCGAUUCGGUCAGUCUGCCCGAGCUGGGCGAAUCUCCCGAAGUGCUGGACCUGUCGGAGUUUAACGUUCCCGGAAGUAAUGAUCCGGUAGUUCUGCCGCCGGCUGAAAAAGUCGGUGCAUCGUCCGGUGAUGUCCCCACGGUUGCUAAAACCCAGACACCACAUGUUGAAGCCCCCCAAAUUACAAAUCCGCUCCCGUCAGCACCGGAAAUCACCAACGUGGCACCACCACGCCAGCAUACUCGCGUGAUGGGUCCUCAAGAUUGGCGGUUCUCGGAGCAGCCGCAACGCCGGUGCCAAUCGAAACAAACGUGCCGGUUGGGUAAUGCCCCUCCGAUGGGAGGACCGCAGAUGGCUGGACCGCCGAUGGGAGGACCACCAAUGGGAGGACCACCAAUGGGAGGGCCACCAAUGGGACAACCUGCAAUGGCGCAGCCUCCAAUGGCCAAACCUCCCACAGGAUGCCGUGCCCUACCAGGUCAAACCAUGGCACCAGCUGCCCCGACUGCUGCUAUUGGGGAGGAUCCAUGGAAGGUGGCUGAGCAGCAAGCUUUCGUUGAAAUCAAGAACAGGGAUGACCCUCCCGCAACGGAAGAUAAACCAGCCGAUUCCGCUGGCGGACGUAGCGGCCUAGCGUUCGCUGCUCUCAUGUUGGCCAAUGGCCUAUAUCUUCUAUUGUAAUUAUUUAAAUAAAACGAAUAAAUUAUAAUAUUUAACGGAAAAAUAA
Aedes albopictus (Asian tiger mosquito) is the source of this 1372-nucleotide messenger RNA. RefSeq lists its product as uncharacterized. The coding region runs from base 58 to 1326 and encodes 422 amino acids. The record is from RefSeq and is a predicted model, not a curated record. NCBI's taxonomy places the organism in Eukaryota, Metazoa, Arthropoda, Insecta, Diptera, Culicidae. The transcript has 2 exons.